AUGGCAGGCACGACUGCUUUGCCACUUCAAGAAUUGAUUGCAUCCUUGGACAAUACCUGUCUGCCAAAAAUUCUACAAGUUUGCUCUGGGGUUUACUUUCAAGGUUCUAUUUAUGAAAUUUCUGGGAGUGAAGUAUGCUUUUCCACUGGAGAUCUUGUAAAAGUCAUUGCCAUUGAACUCCAGUCAGUAUCUUGUGAAGACAUCAGCAACAAUGACAAAUUUGAACUGCCUAUCAACCACACAGGCUCGUUCAAAGUUGUACCAGAAGAGAUGCCAUACAGUACGAUAGAGGAGAUGAUGAGCCUGAGGCCUGUAGGUCUUGAAUCCUGCCUUCCCUUCAAUUUUACCAACCGCUCCAAGAUGACCUUGGAUAAUUACACUCUGGCGGCUGGGAAAACUUUGACUGUGCUCUCCAUUAAGUCGUCUGAAGGUGAAGAUGGUCAGGUGCGCUGCAAUGUACGAGGUGAACAGGGAGCCUCCGCUGAAGUGUGCAUCCCUCUUAAUUACCGGGGGGAGUUUUAUGAAUGUGAGAACCAGGAGCACUUUACUCUGCAGGAGAUCAUGUCCUCACCCUGCCUGCGCUGUCGAAAGUUUCGCUUCUCCAACACCACCAAGGGUGACCGACCACUUGUCUUCAGUCCAAUAUACCAGGUCCAAGCCAUCAUGAACUUGAGGAAGAAUAUAUUGAAGUUCCCAUCCAGCUUAGAGGUGGAUGUGGUCGAUGUGACUGAUGUGUGCACGGAUGUGAACUUUGUGACACCACUCAGUCUGACAGAGGUCCUUUCCCAGCCAGAUGAAUCCUUCCCUUCAGUAGUGGAGAUACUGGAAGGCCCAGGAAGCCGGUCUCUGUUCAAGUGCAACUGGGUGCCAGAAAUUUGCAAAAGUCAGCAACUGAUUUUCCAUAAAAAAGGAAACACACCCUUGGUUCUGGUAUCCAGCUUGAAAGGCCGCAAGGCACAGCAGUACUUCCUAGUAUCUCAGCAUUAUGGUGGACGAUUUCGGAGGCGGCCAAGAGAGUUUAAUUCAGUGUACGAGCUGCAUGUUGCUUUAACCCAGGCACCAGGUCUGAGGGUCAGUGUAACAAGGAACUGUGAUGAAGUUGAGGAGGAAGGCCUGCCUGCCCUCAGUGUUGGGGACCAGCUAGAGGUCAUUAGCUGCAAAAGGGUAGAGUUGCCUUGUGGAGGCAGUGAGGGACAGAAGCAGUCUGUCGAGGCUCUCUUUUGUCACCGCCUACAAGACAUGGAUGAUGAUGAUGAUGAUGAUGAUGAGGAGGAGGAGGCAGAUUUCAAGCGGGAAAAUCACAAAGAGGAGAUUUUCCUUCCUUUGUACAUGCAGGGUCACUUUGUGGAGGUACUCACUGAUAACAAGAAGUACAAACUCAGGGACUUGGGCAAACAGUUUAAAUUGCCACUGGAUGUUAAAGUGGUUGGCCGUGAUACUGAACUCGAGCCUGAUCCACUAGUGGGGUUUCCAUGUCUCAGAAUAGAGGGGGCUAUGAUGGAGCCCACCAUCCAGGCAAGCUUUGUACACAAGCCAGACCACUGUUUCGAGAUCCCCACCCAGUGGCUCUCUAUGUCUGUCUGUUUAACCAAGGACCCCCUGCCAUGGCCUACUGGAGAACCCCCUACAUGCCACUUGGAUACAGUUACUGAGGUGACAGACACGUUCAUAUAUGAAUUUCGAAAAAAGGGCAACUCAGAUGAAGCUCCUCCGCCUCGACCACCAAAGCGAAAUCUAUCAUCGUCAAAUCUUGCCAAAAAAACAUCAAAAGCCUCAAAGAAAGGUCAGAAGGCAGACAAGCAAAAACAGCGAGCAGACAAAAGCACCCCAACCAAAGAAAUGAGCGAUUUGAAUUUAAAUAGCAAAAAAAGACCUCCAGCACCCCCACCUCCAGGUAUGUUAGGUGAAGCACCACCACUUAUACCCCGAAAGCACUCAGGGGCUGAAGUGACAUCUGGCAAGGCUAAACCCAACACCUACGUGAGCAUGGAAGACUCUAAGAAAACAGGAUCGCUGAGUGAUGUGGCAGCAGAUGUGGACAGCGACCAUGACUAUGAGAUUGUGGAUGAAACUUUGUCGGCGAUGAUGAAGAAAGCACAAGAAAAUGUUUUGUUCUACUAAAAGGAUCACGUUCAGGCUGUGAAAGCUAAAUGGGUGACUAUGCAUAUACUGUCAUACAGUAGUUUUUAAA
Molecule: messenger RNA, 2191 nt
Organism: Scomber japonicus (chub mackerel)
Lineage: Eukaryota; Metazoa; Chordata; Actinopteri; Scombriformes; Scombridae
Gene: themis2
Product: thymocyte selection associated family member 2
Exons: 6
Coding region: 1-2121 (706 amino acids)
Biological process (GO): T cell receptor signaling pathway
Source: RefSeq, a predicted model, not a curated record